AUGGCAAUGGCGCGCCUGCUCGUCGUCGUCGGUGCUCUACUCGUGCUCGUAGCGUUGACCGCGAAAGCAGACAUCCACAAUUUGCCAACCAAAUGGGUCAACGCUGCCAGCUCGACUGCUCCGCAACUGUCCACCAAGAAUGUCGUCUUGUCGCCUGCGAUGGGUUGGUUGACUUGCUCUGGGUCGACCGGAGGCUAUUGGGACUCGGGUUCCGGUUACUACAGUACUAGUACAGGAUCGCUUCGGCAAGACCUGUUCACAAACGAGAUCACCAUUCGCUACAUUCAAGAGUACCUUGCCAAUGCUGGUGCCAGCAUCUAUUCCACUCGAGAGCGCUGGUUUGAGACUCCCACAGAAGUCAUCAUCAACGACAAUGACACCGCGACUGCCAAGAAAGUGACGUACACAGGCAGCGGAUGGGAUUCUGCAACAAGCGUUUCAGGAUAUGGCUCCAAUCAACACUGGGUCGCAGGAUCUACUUCGGAAUCUGCCCAAGCCACGUUUACCGCUACACUUACCACGUCUGGCUACUACCCCGUGUACAUGACUUGGCCUGCCACGUCAAACCGAGGCUCUCCAGAUAUUCGCAUUACGCAUUCCGGCGGCAUACAGACAGUGUCGGUUCCAAUGUAUCAAUUCGACUCGAUCUUUGUGUAUCUUGGUCGCUACUACUUUACUGCUGCGGCGGGAAUCAAGGUCGAGAUUACCAACAAAAUGACGGUCAUUUCGGGCAAGUUUGCGAUGGUUGAUGCGGUUCGCGUCGGAUGCGGAGCGUCAACAGCUGGCAUUCCACGCUGGAAGCUGUCAGCCCAGGACUUUCUGUACUACAUGAGUCAAGGCCAGUAUUCAACCCUGGGUCUUCAAGUGGCAGCCAACUCAGCGCCCACCCUUGAUACCGACUACCUGGCCAGGGCAAAGUUUUCGACCUACAUGUUCAACCAGAAGAUGGAUGCAGAUUUUGCCAACAGGCAAAAUGGCGCUGACUGGCUGUACGCAGGUAUUGGUGCAAGUGGAGUCCCUGGAGGCUCGGGUGUCUCAACUGUAACACCCAACACGAACCCCAGCGGUCUCAGUGCAGCGCUCUACACGGCGUGCGGCACCGCGGCAACUAGCGUGCGCGUGAACGUUCAGCAGGCAACCGGACAAAACAACCAAGGAGGCUCCCUCGAUGCGUCCAAAACGGAAUUGACCCAAAACACCAAGAUGCCGUCGUUCAUCACAUACACCAUUGAUGUGUUCAACGGCACUGAAAUGGCGCUGAUGGCGAAAGAAUCCUUCCGCGAAACGCUGGGUCGUGCCAUCUACAAGGGCAUCCACAAGUACUUUGUUCCAUCGUCUCCUACCAUCAUCCCUCUGCCGGUCACCAACCUUUACUCUACCGUCAGGACCGGAAACAUUUGCCUUUGCUGGGUUCAGCCAACCGAUCCGCUGGAAUCAAGUGCAGUUGCGUCAGUGUACAAGCUGUACACCUCCACCGACGGUCGCGGCUGGGACGCAGGUGUCAUUUUCGGGUCAAGUUCUCUGGUGGUUAUCGAAGGAAACUACGGCAACAGCAUCGUGUGUGGUGGCACGAGAUUGGUCGCGGUCGACACGCAGUACUACUUCAAAGUUGUUGGUGUCAAUGCUGGAGGAGAGGCUCUUACAAAGCUUACAGUCGCUGGGUACCGCAACUCUGGAAGCAGUCCGCGCAUUCUUGUGGUUGAUGCUUUUGACGCCGACUUUAUCCACACGAACGACAAUAUCGAGGGCCGCUACACACGCGAGUACGUAUACGAGUAUGCUAGUGCGCUACAGGCUGCAGGCUACCGCUGCGACUCGGCCACCAAGAACACGCUGCUCGACCCGACAUGGGUGAAUGACUACCUGGUGAACUACGAUACUGUGAUCUGGUUUGCAGGCGAGAACACUGGCAUUGACGUGUUCCCUGCCGCGCAUCAAGCUGUCAUCAACACAUGGAUUGCUGCUGCUACUUUCACCAACCCGCGUUCUUUGAUUGUCAGCGGCUCGCACGUCGCUUCGGGUCUUGCAGCGGCUGGUGGAGCAAGUGCGACCUUCCUUGCCAACAACCUGGGUGCUGGUUACGCCGGUGCUACUGCCAGCGCGCCAUUCAUUGCUCGCCAGGCUGUCGACCCAGGCUUCACGAUGAGCGGCACUGUGACGUUCAACUCGGUCAUCGCGCUUGGCAACCCCUACCUUGUUCAAACCCCUGACAUCCUGACUACCGUUGGAAACGGCAUGGCUGCACUGUACUACAACGCUUCCGGCACCAACAUUGCUGGUGUGAGCACUGUGGGCGGCAGCUACUCGUCGUUUUUGCUUGCCAUGCCAUUCGAGACAAUCAAGUCGAGCACUGAGCGCACUACGCUGAUGACGUCGAUUGUGAAGAGCGUGAUUCAACGUCGUGCCAGCUCUGCCAUUUCUGCAGCAACUGCGAGCGCUGCAACUGUUGCGUCUACGUCACAAGCAUCAGUGGCGACACUGUUGGCAGCUACGGCUUCAGCGAUCUCGACAUCGAUUGCAUCGUUCGCUUCAGAAACACUUGAUGUCACUGCUGCCUCGUCCGCUUCAAAGGCAUCCGAUGCCAGUGCUGCCUCGUCUUCUUCAAAGGCAUCCGAUGCCAGUGCUGCCUCGUCUUCCAUUGCACUCGCGACGAGUGCCGCUUCUGUUGCUUCUGCCGCUUCUGCUGCUUCUGCUGCGUCAGCCGCUGCAUCUUCUGCAUCUUCUGCUUCUGCUGCUUCUGCUGCCUCUGCUGCCUCGUCUUCCAUUGCACUCGCGACGAGUGCCGCUUCUGUUGCUUCUGCCGCUUCUGCUGCUUCUGCUGCGUCAGCCGCUGCAUCUUCUGCAUCUUCUGCUUCUGCUGCUUCUGCUGCCUCUGCUGCCUCGUCUUCCGUUGCACUCGCGACGAGUGCCGCUUCUGUUGCUUCUGCCGCUUCUGCUGCUUCUGCU
This is a messenger RNA of Capsaspora owczarzaki ATCC 30864, 2946 nucleotides long. RefSeq lists its product as hypothetical. The transcript is spliced from 3 exons. The annotation marks the transcript as partial. NCBI's taxonomy places the organism in Eukaryota, Filasterea, Ministeriida, Capsasporidae. The record is from RefSeq and is a predicted model, not a curated record.